AUGAGCAAGAAGUGCCACUUGAAACUCUUUGAUUUUGGCGUUGCAAGGUCAACUAACACCGAUCUAACAGAACUGGUUUCUACACCUCUAUAUCAUCCGUUAGAAGUGCAACUGUUCGAGCAAUACGAUUGGGGAGUUGACAUUUGGGCAACCGGCUUGGUGGCACUUGAAUUUCUCAAUCAUUCAUUAUACCCGGCAAAUGUGAACUCGAAAGACAAAAUCAAACAGAGAAUUCUUGACGUUCUUGGCGUGCCGGAAGACAAGUACAAAGAAUUCUUUAAACACAAGUUGAAGAAUGAGGUGCAACGUGACGGUUGCUUUGACGCUUUUCUAACCACGGCUUUUGAGCGACUUGAACCCGGACGUCGGGAUUUGAAUGAAGAGAACUUGCGGGAUCUUCUCAGCAAAAUGCUUUGCAUCAAUCCACGAAGACCGCUGGCAAGCGAGCUCCUUGAGCAUGAAUAUUUGAAAAUGCUGCAAAGUGCCAUGACGAGGAAACAAAUUGAGAACUCGACCAACGAUCAAGUCACGGAUCACGCGAAAAAUCAACGCGACAAGGAAACGCUGAUCAAAAUCCUCAAGAAUUUUUCGAGACAAUUG
This is a messenger RNA of Mesorhabditis belari, 600 nucleotides long. Lineage: Eukaryota; Metazoa; Nematoda; Chromadorea; Rhabditida; Rhabditidae. The record is from the annotation of a GenBank genome assembly.